Molecule: messenger RNA, 728 nt
Organism: Lathyrus oleraceus (garden pea)
Lineage: Eukaryota; Viridiplantae; Streptophyta; Magnoliopsida; Fabales; Fabaceae
Product: protein CYSTEINE-RICH TRANSMEMBRANE MODULE 13
Exons: 3
Coding region: 25-435 (136 amino acids)
Source: RefSeq, a predicted model, not a curated record
UCUCCCCAUUCUUAUUUCCACAAAAUGAGUAACAAUUACCAGAGAGCCCCACAAGACCCUCCUUAUCCUCCACCGGGAUACGGAUCUCUUUACCCACCACCACAGGGUUACCCGGUAACACAACUUCCACCGGGUUACCCAUCAGCACCACCGCCACCUGGUUACGAAAGCUACCCUCCUCCACCGCCACCUGGUUACGAAGGCUACUCUCCGCCGCCGCCACCUGGUUAUGCAACAACCUACCCGCCGCCUCAUCCUCAAUACCAAACCUACCAAGGCUAUUUCAAUAAUGGAUAUCCUCCUCCUAAUUACAAUUGUCACCAUGUUCAGCAUCAUUGCCACGAAGAUAAUAACAAUUCCUGUUUCUCUUCUUUCUUCCAAGGCUGCUUUGCAGCACUCUGUUGCUGUUGUUUUCUAGAGGAGUGCUGUUUUUGAUGAUCACAAUGAAAGUUGUGUCUUCAGUUUGGUGCACUUGGCUGGUUAUAUAGCUCUCUGGAUAAAUGUUGCUCAAAUGUUAUGUCUUGCUUGAUUUGUGGGGGAUCUAGUGUUAGUCAUUCCUGUAACUCAUGGUCUUUACCCUUGCCUUUUUUAGGGUUGUUCAUAGUUUUUGUGCUCUGGUCUUUGUGAAUCUGUGUAUGGAUGCUUAUUAUGUAUUGGAAACAGUAAACAGCAGUUGCUGUGUGGAAUUACAACCUAAAUUAUUAAUACACCUUGAUAUAUUCUGUAAA